Molecule: messenger RNA, 1658 nt
Organism: Syzygium oleosum
Lineage: Eukaryota; Viridiplantae; Streptophyta; Magnoliopsida; Myrtales; Myrtaceae
Product: heterodimeric geranylgeranyl pyrophosphate synthase small subunit, chloroplastic
Exons: 2
Coding region: 201-1226 (341 amino acids)
Biological process (GO): isoprenoid biosynthetic process
Molecular function (GO): prenyltransferase activity
Source: RefSeq, a predicted model, not a curated record
GAUAAUCGCCCACACCACCAUUUCCCACUUUCCACGCACACACCACCGUCUGCGACGCGACACCUCUCCCUCCACAAUCUCAUCUUUUCUUCCUCCACCCACCAUCGUUGACAAGAUUCAAGAACAAGAACCAAGAAACAAGAUUCAAGAACAAGAAACAAGAAUCAAGAACAAGAGAGCAAUCACAGAAGCUCUCUGCCAUGGCGUUUUCGUUGAUGCUGCCGCCGUCACCCGCCCUCCACCUCGCGAGGAAGCCCCUCGGCGUCAGACCCACGAUGCCAAUCCGCUGCUUCGCGUCCGCCGCCGUCCCGACGCAGUCGCCGAAGCCGAAGCCGUUCGAUCUGAGGACGUACUGGGCGACCCUGAUCGCGGAGAUCAACCAGAAGCUGGACGAGGCGAUCCCGGUCCAGUACCCGGCGCGGAUCUACGAGGCCAUGAGGUACUCCGUCCUGGCAGAGGGUGCCAAGCGCGCGCCGCCCGUGAUGUGCGUCACGGCCUGCGAGCUCUUCGGCGGCGACCGCCUCGCCGCGUUCCCCACCGCCUGUGCUCUUGAGAUGGUUCAUGCAGCUUCACUCAUACACGACGAUCUCCCCUGCAUGGACGAUGAUCCAUCGCGCAGGGGCCAGCCAUCGAACCACACCGUAUACGGUGUUGACAUGGCAAUCCUAGCAGGAGAUGCGCUGUUUCCUCUUGGUUUCCGUCACAUAGUCUCGCAGACACCCUCUGACCUCGUGCCAGAGCCUCGCCUCCUCCGAGUGAUAGCGGAGAUUGCCCGAUCUGUGGGAUCCACUGGCAUGGCUGCUGGGCAGUUCUUGGAUCUUGAAGGUGGUCCAAACUCAGUUGACUUUGUUCAAGAGAAGAAAUUUGGAGAAAUGGCAGAGUGUUCUGCAGUUUGUGGAGGGUUACUAGGAGGUGCCGAAGAUGAGGAGAUAAGAAGAUUGAGGAGAUAUGGAAGAGCUGUUGGAGUACUAUAUCAGGUAGUAGAGGACAUACUCAAAGAGAAAACGAAGAGUGGAACGAUCGAUGAGGAGAAAAACAAGAAAGAAGGGAAGAGUUACGUGCGGUUAUAUGGGAUUGAGAAGGCUUUGGAGGUUGCUGAGGAGCUUAAGGACAAGGCUAGGAAGGAACUUGGCGCUUUUGAGAAAUACGGUGACAGAGUCGCACCUCUCUACAGUUUUGUUGAUUAUGCUGCCGAAAGGGGAUUUACUUUUGGCGGUUCCAGUUGAUGUCGGGUUUAUGGGCCAAUGUUAGAUUUGAGGGUUUCUCACUGAACUACGUAAUAUUGCCCGGUGAUUGAUGUUUUGACAAAGUGAUGCGCCACCGAGUGCUACCUUCCGACGUAUUCGACCACAUGAGUGUAGGGUUGCUAUGUCAAGCACCAAGGAGCGAGUUCUGUUCUGUCACGGGGCUAUGGCUGGAGAUAUUCGGUUGUUUGGUGAGUUGCUACUCAAACGGUUACAGUUUCAUUUCUGCAGUUUAUGUAAUCUGAGAAGAGAGGUAUGCUUUAUCAUGAAGUUCUAAGAUUCUCUUCCAGAAUUUAGUAUUCCCACAGUUAGAUGGUUGGUUAAUGUUGAUGUGUAUGUAGCUUUUAGUUAGAGGGUACUUGGAACAAAUCUGAUUGGCCCAUUUCAUGGGUGUUUGGAAGUGGUUUCGGCAAA